Molecule: messenger RNA, 1787 nt
Organism: Saprolegnia diclina VS20
Lineage: Eukaryota; Oomycota; Saprolegniomycetes; Saprolegniales; Saprolegniaceae
Exons: 2
Coding region: 49-1638 (529 amino acids)
Molecular function (GO): protein binding
Source: RefSeq, a predicted model, not a curated record
CGUUCGCGCACUUGGAGACUGCGGCAAGCUCCAACUCGAAUCCGCUUCAUGCGCAUGCGACCACAUGCUGCCGUGCUUGCGAUCCUCGCCGCCAUCUGCUACGGCGCCGUGCAUGGCGAGCUUGCGCUGACCGCCGUCGUCGACGCCGAGAUACACGCGCUCGAAGAGACCACGAAGCUCCUUGCGACGCGGCGAAGCCUUCUCCAUGCGCUUGCCACGAACGCGUCUGUGCCGAUUGCGUCGGCGCCCGACCUCUUUCUCGACGAGGCCAUGCAUCGCUUUGGCCAGCGCGUGACCCACACGGAGCUCGUCUCGCUGCGCGUCAACAACUACAUGCAGCACCAGCGGGCAAAGCGCAAGCUCGAUCCAGCCGGCGAGUUCCUGCACCUUCUCGCCGUUGUGCAUGCAACUGGCUGGCUACGACUCGUGGACCCGACGUCGCUAUUAGAGGUGUGGGCAGUUCAGACGCACGUUCGCCACGCGACUGCGAUCACGAGCAUCAGCGGCAGUCGCAAUGCCAUUGCGCUCGUCGACGCGCAUGGCGCAGUCACUGUGUUUGCCCUCCGCGUCUACGAGAAUGGGCGGCUGGUCAUGGGCGACUUUGUGCGCCGACGCCCGACUGACGCGCCUAUCUGCCUCGUCCACGCCGCGCCGUCUGCCGACGCCAUCCUCGCGUCAUCGGGGUACCGUCAGUUGCACCCUCACAUGCCGGCGUGGGUGACCAGCGCGGCUCCGCACGGAGGCUAUCACUACGAAUUUGAGCGGCUGUACACAACCACGCGCUUUGCGAUGCCCGUCGUGACGGCGUUGACGCAAACGCAUUAUGACAUGCACCUCGUCGUCGGCACGAGUGACGCGCAGCUCGUUGUCUUCAACAAGCUCGGGCAGCGCGUCCGGCGCACGGCAGUAGACGGUCCGAUCCGCGCGCUCACACCGCUCACGGGCGGCUCAGUGGCGUAUGCCUACGGCAAUGCCAUUGGCAUGGUCAACGUCAACGGUGACGGCGCACCGCAGACUUGCGUCGGCUCAAACGACGCGAUCGUGUCACUGAUUCGCGACGCCCAGCGCCCGCUGGUGCUCUUUGCCGGCACAAGCCGCGGCACGGUCUUGGUUUUGCACCUGCAGCGCCUUCUGGCGGCGGCGGGACAUAGUGCGACGUGCCACAUUCUGCACGAGCUUUGCCCAAUGCACGCAAAAGCUCAGGAGACCGUUGUCCCGCAAUUGAUGGUAUGGCGCAAGCACAUUUUCGUCGUGGCGCGCGACCAGUUGACGGGCUACCGCGUCGCAGAGGACUCUGCAGUCCGCGUGUUUCACCGCGAGUGGCCGGUACCGGGCACCGCUGUGGGCGCGCAGCUGACUCGUGACGCGCCGAGUGAUGCAACUGCGGCGGUGCACUUUGCUCAUCCCAACGGAACCCGCGACGUGGUCGUGCUCCAGCUGCUCCUCACCCACGUUGAAAUGAUGUACGAUGUCUCGUGGAUCCGAACACCGCUGAUGGUGCUCUGCGCAGGAGGCUUUAUCGUGUGGCAGCGCAGCAAGAAGAAGAGAGCGGCGGCGGGCCCCGGUAUCGACGAAGCCGAGCUUAUGCGCCUCGCCGAGCAGUUUGGUCACCGCUUCAACCCGACAUCGACUACGUAAGGUCACGACGUGAUGGCCGUCACUGCAGUUCUGCAUUACGCUUUGCGGAUAGUGCCGCGUCGAUGUUACUGAGCGACACCGUCUUGAACGCCCUUUUCACUCGAUACUUUGAUAUUUAAAAAGUGCAAACUGAGAUGAUAUCAAAAGCG